Pocillopora verrucosa is the source of this 1464-nucleotide messenger RNA. RefSeq lists its product as uncharacterized. The record is from RefSeq and is a predicted model, not a curated record. NCBI's taxonomy places the organism in Eukaryota, Metazoa, Cnidaria, Anthozoa, Scleractinia, Pocilloporidae.
AUGAGAAGUGGUCAAAUAUGGUUUGGUUUUGUGAUCCUUUUGAUGUUGGCCUCUUUUAGUCAAUGCAGGCAGCCGAGGCGUAUACUUCGACCAAGGCUUCAAGAUCAAGAAAGAUCAUCCACUGCACCAACGGGCGAUUCUCCAUUUACUAAACGCAUAAGAGACAGGAAAAAUAAUGUAGAAAAUCCUAAGCAUUCGCAGAUCCUUGCCAGACAGGUAUCCAGUCCAUCUCUGUUACCGACAGCUGAGUCCGAACCUCUUGCAGUAGAUCCAGAUGCGGAGGUGGAAGCCACGACUGAGACCUGGCCCGAGGCCGGCCCAGAGUGGUCAAUUGCUUUCGAGGAAUGGGGCGGAGCCUGGGAAUUUCAUGUUUACUUCUUUGCGUUAAUAUUUCUGGGUUAUGCUCUUUAUUCUGCAUUUUUUAUUGUGAUUGGACUGUACACAGGGCUAAAGCAAAAGUACCUUGGCUUCUGUUUAAACGCCAUGAUGUUUAUUCUGGGCUUUACUCGGAUGUUUGUGUUGUUUACAGAUCCAUAUCACCAAGGAGACCUAAUACACAACACGUUUGCGAUGCGUCUCUUGUGGUCGCUUGGUGGUCCGUGUCUUACCUCGGCCGAUUGUCUAGUCAUUCUUGCUCUGGUCGAAACUGCUAAAGUUUCCCUGGCUCCUCCAAAGAUGCAAAAAUUCGGUGUUAUUCUUAAAAUCAUCGUAAUGCACUUUGUUCUGGUGUUGACGACUGAAUUUGUCGUGGCGAGCUUUAUCGAAGCUAAAGCCAUGCUUCUUUUCUGCCAGAUAUUUUUCAUAGUGUGGGGCACAGUUCUUGGUGUUGGCUACUUUGUCGUUGGAUAUAAACUCGAUAAAAAGCUUUACGGUCACUUGGAAGUCAAAGAUAAAAGAGCAUUGCUUUACAUCCGAUUAAUAUACGCCUCAGGUGUCAAUAAUCUUAUCCUUUCUGUCAUGUUUAUCUACUCCAGCGCUGGAGUUUUUGGAAUUUAUUCCAAUGUGAAGUAUAUUGACGCUUGGUCUUGGUGGGCGGUUCAAACGUGUUAUCGCCUCGGUGAAGUGUUAUCCGGGAUACUGGUCUUCACAGUCAGUGCAAAUCGAAAGAGAAUCAAAAGGGGAGCUGAUCACACGUUGGAAGGUGAUGGUUUAGAAGACGAUUCAGCGCAGCCUGGUACAAAACCAUUCACGCCGAGAGAGAAGUAUAGAAUAUCCAGCGUUUUACAUGAUAUAGCUUCGAUGAGAUUUCUUACAAUGGCAGGAGAUCAGUGGACAACCAUGUUGGAAGAUUUACAAGAGACGAAACACGAAGUAGCGAUGUAUUACGCCCGCGAGCAAAUGGACGCGCAGACACACACACACACGCAUGCGCCUGACACGCAGAAAGAAGUUGGGCUACAGAGUAUAUCUGUGGAUUUGCACGAUGCAAAUCUCGAAGCAAACGAGUCCCUUGCACUCGCCUAA